AUGAGAGAUUUCACUCCUUCUCUCGUCCUAAACUGCGUCGUCAAUUCCUUCCUGUCUUACGCAACAGUGAUGCUGAACAUCGUCUUAAUAUUCGCGCUGAGAAGGACUUCAUCACUGCCAAAGACUCUAAAAGCAUUGAUCCUUAGCGUGGCUGUUUCUGAUAUUGGUGUGGGAUUACUUGUCCAGCCUUUGUACACCGCACGCCUGCUUAUGAAAAUGAAAAACGCUAACAACCAGGAAACUUAUAACGACAUAGUUACAGUCGUAGGACACACCCUUAGUUAUGUCUCAUUCUUCGGUGUCACAACUAUCAGCGUUGACAGAUUCCUUGCUAUCCACCUUCACCUCAAACAUCAGGACCUUCUCACCUACCAAGAAAUUGUGACUUACAAGCGUGUUGUUGCUACAGUUAUCUUAAGCUGGCUUCUCGGCGCUUUCCUGGCCCUAACCGGUGUUUUAAGCAGCAACAAAAAUAUUUUUAUGCUUCAUGUUCCUUUACAUAUUACGAAAGUUAUUGAUGUUGGCGGAGUCUCGCUUUGGGUGAGCUCUGUUUGCUGGGACACAAAAUAAUCACAAUCCCAUUAUGGGAUAUUUUGGCCACGGGAGUGGCCGUUUAUUAAAUUAAAGCAUAUAAAGCUGGGAAAACUAGAUACACAAGAACAUUAUCCCAGCAAAGGUGAGGGCACACCCGCCACUCCCUAGGGUAAAAUAAAGCUAACGGGAGGGAAGGGAGGGAAAAAUGUUUCUGACUGUCUUGUCAUGCGAGGAAGGAGGCCUUGUGCCUCGCUUCUGUGACUUACAUGACCCGUGACAUAAAUGACACUUUCGUGACAAAUCACCCGGAUGACAGGAAACCCUCCUUUGCUGGUAGCUGGAGAAAUACAAUAAUGAUCAGUCACAUUAAGCAUAAAACCAUUUAUUUCUUUCAGAAAUAAAUCUCAUUUAUGCUUCAUGUUCCUUUACAUAUUACGAAAGUUAUUGAUGUUGGCGGAGUCUCGCUUUGGGUGAGCUCUGUUUGCUGGGACACAAAAUAAUCACAAUCCCAUUAUGGGAUAUUUUGGCCACGGGAGUGGCCGUUUAUUAAAUUAAAGCAUAUAAAGCUGGGAAAACUAGAUACACAAGAACAUUAUCCCAGCAAAGGUGAGGGCACGCCCGCCACAGCCCAGAGCAAGGAACGAGUGAAAGGGCCGCCCCACCCAAGGCCAAAGCAAGACGACCGCCAACAGAAACUACUGGUACCUUCAGAUCAAAAUGUACAAUGGAAAAAGGUGUGCGCCGCCUGAUACGAAAACCCGAAAAACCACAUAGGAAAAAUUGGGAACGUAUCCCCCAACCAAUGCAGUCACACAAAACCUCUGGGGGUUAAAGGUAAGAAAGAUACCACAUUAAAAAUAAAAAGGGGGGUCAAUGUGCGAGAGCUGAGAUGAAUAUACAUGUAUUAUAAUCAUCCAACCGUGUACACCUUACAACAAUAGAGUCAACUAGCACCAUAACGGCUCAUGUGUGUCCAUAGCAAUAGGACAUUGUAUACAUUCUUUGUCACUGUCACUUACAGCUUAGUUCCACCAGUUUAGUUCAGUGGAGGUUAUGCACAUAAACAUAUAGUAAUAGAAUGGUAAGGCUGUUUACCAAGCCCUGCUUACUGAAAUGGAUCAGUGUAACCAACAGAAAUGUACCAGUUUGAAUGAAUGUGAGGGGUGUAUGGCCCUUGCUCACACUGUCAUUGUAUCUGACACAGAUCAAAAAGUGUGAAUCACUUAAGUUAACUAACAGUUUAAAAGUGAAAAUGAAUGAGAUAACUGUAUGGCCCUUGUUCACACAGCCAUCAUAAAUUGCACUUAUUCACUAAGCACUGGACACUAGAUGGGAAUAGAUGGAGUUUUAAGUAAUGUUUUCCUAAGUCUUGGAUACAGAAGUGGAUUGAUGUAACCAACAGAAAUGGGCUACUGUAGCUAGAAUAAAGGAAAUGGCUGCAUAGCCUGUCAGCUCACACAGUCAACUUAUAAUAUCGGCCUCACUAAUGCCACAUCGAUACGAAGCUCAAACGUGUUUAAAAGCUGUAAAGUUAAACCAGCUUGAAAUAAUUAGAAGUGAAAAUUAAUUGGUAACAUGGCUGUAUGGCCCCUGCUCACACAGUCACCAAGAAUUUAAAUGAUAACAAUUUAGGCUGAAUGGUCAUAGCUCAGUGACAUAAUGAAAUGAUUUAAUUUGAAAAACUGUGAUCUGGCUGUAUAGCCCCUGCUCCCACGGUCACGCUGAAUUGUACUUAUCAAAAAGCUGAAAUAGCUCGUUAAUGUAAUUGAUUAAAAUGAAAUCGGUAAGAUGGCUGUAUGGCCCCUGCCCACACAGUAAACAUGAAUUUAAAUAAUAACAAUUUACUCUAAAUUGUCAUAGCUCAGUGACAUAAUGGACGGAUUAAAUUUGGAAAUCUGUGAUAUGGCUGUAUGGCCCCUGCUCACACAGUCAUGCAAAAUUAUACUUAUCAAAAGUCUGAAAUAGCUAACUGAUGUAGCUGAUUACAAUAAAACUGUGCGAUGGCUGUAUGGCCCCUGCUCACACAGUCACCCUGAAUGAUACUAAUAAAAAGUCUGACGGAACUCACUGAUGUAACUGAUUCAAAUGAAAAUCUGUGAGAUGGCUGUAUGGCCCCUGCUCACACAGUCACCUUGAAACUAUACUAUACGCAGAAAUCACCUAGGAAACUAACAGGUGAAUAAAGUGAAAAAAUUAAUAUACUGCAAGAUGGCAGAAUGACCCUGACUCAUGUGGUGAGAAUUCUACAUAUUACAAUGUCACUGCCCAGCACAUAAGUAUCAAAUGACAUACAUGUCCUAUACACUUGAGCUACAUGUAUACCCAAUCACAAUGCCCAGGAAGCCAAAGUAGUCUGAGAAAAGUUCUGCCCAAGUAGAUGUACACGUAGGUGCCACAUGCCAAGGGACGCAGCAGCUGCUGUUGAGUAGCCCGGCACUAGAGAUGCAACUCCUGGAAAAAUGAUCAGCAGAAUGUGUACAACUCUUUUGAACAUUUCUGGCAUACUAUGUUGAACUGAAUUGAGGAACCAAAGAGAAUGCAGAGCUAUUGACUUUCUUAAGAGAGAUGCCAAGGGAAAGCUGAAGAUGGUUGGAUAAAGCUGGUUGGUACUCUGCUCAAGACUGGCUUCAUUGAAAAGGCAUCCAUGAAAGGGAGCUGCAUGUGUAUACCUUAGCACCUGAAGUAAAAUGAAAAAACUAUUAAAACAACUUCUUUAAACAAGCCAGAAUGUGCUACGAUUAAAGAACAAUGUGUAACCAAUUAAUAAAUCAAUCAGGAUCUCCCAAACAAAACGAAUAAACAGUAAAUUCCUCAAAAACAACAAAGCUAAAAGCACUGAUGUGACAUGGAGAGUAAAGCAUAAAGCAACGUAUUACAGUGUCCCAUCACAAUAAACGCAGGACUGUAAUGUCCACACAUAUCAAAACAGGGGAGCCAACAAAACCGGAGAUUAAAAUUAAUGUAGCUGCAUGUAAACCAAAAUAACGGAUAGCACGAAUAAAGACUAAAAAAUAGACAAAAAAGGCAAAAAAUGUGAAUAGAAAUUCAGACCAAAUAAUAUUGGCAUCUGGUUACCCUAGACAAAAAUACAACAAACAGAACCACACAUAUAUCACUGCAAACAAAUCAAAUAAGCAGUACAAACAAAGCAACAGGGGCCUAGAACAAUGAGGACCAAAGCCUCAAACUGAGGAACAAAGCCUCAAAGGCUACCAUGGACGAACUGCUGAUAGCCAGAGGACGAAUCCUCAAAAUAAAAAUAAUGGACGAAUCCACUAUAUAACACAAUAAAAAUGUGGCAGGGAAAGUCUGUCAGACAUUAAGUCGACGCAAAAAACUCCCCUAUAAAUGCCAAAAUAAUAAAUAAAUAAGAGGUUGACAACAACCCCAAAAGCAAGAGUGGACGAAUCCACUAAAAGCCAGAGGACGAAUCCUCAAAAAGUAUCAUAAGGAUAAAUAAAAUAUGAGGACAAAGCCUCAAUAUAAAAUAUGAGGACGAAGCCUCGAAAUAAAAUACGAGGCCGAAGCCUCAAAAUAAAAUAUGAGGAUGAAGCCUCAAUAUAAAAUAUGAGGACGAAGCCUCAAAUAAAAUACGAGGCCGAAGCCUCAAAAUAAAAUAUGAGGACAAAGCCUCAAAAUAAAAUACGAGGCCGAAGCCUCAAAAUAAAAUAUGGGGACAACGCCUCAAAUAAAAUACGAGGACGAAGCCUCAAAAUAAAAUAUGAGGACAAAGCCUCAAUAUAAUACGAGGCCAAAGCCUCAAAAUAAAAUAUGAGACGAAGCCUCAAUAUAAAAAACAAGGACAAAGCCUUGAUACAACAUGAGGACAAAACCUCAACAAAACAAAUGAGGUCAACGCCUCAAAUACAAGUGGAGGAACAAAGCCUCACACUGAAAAAACGGCCCAGAAGUAAGCACUGGCAGACAGAAUGUCGCCGACAGCGACUAAAGGAAAACAACAGAACACAACGAUACACAAUGCAACAGGAUAAAAACACAAUAUGCAGACAAAACUGACAUAUGAACAGCAAAGGAUAAACCUGAUAUGCUGAUACAGUACACUGUACCUCUGAGGUAACUUUGUUAGAAUGGUUGCAAGUUUUAGCCUGUAGGGUUUAAUAACGCAUCGUUUUGUUUGGCUUUGUUUUGUUGUUGUUGUUGUUGUUUUUUAUUUUUAUAAUACUGUAAUUCUAAUUAUACAUAUAAGCUGAGUCCAAAGGUCAAAAAUGCUCAAAUGUGCAUAAAGGUAAACUGAAAAUAAUUAUGAAUAAAUAAAGUGUCUUUCCAUAUCAUAAAACAAGAUCAUAAACAAAGAGACCCAGCUCCAGGCUGGUAUAAAUAAAAAUUUUAACUGAAGACCGGGCGAGUGUUACUGAUUUCAAAUAUAGCGCCAGUUGGCACUAGCGAUACAAGUAGCUGAAGAACACGAGGCACAACCAGUCUGAGGGACAACGAAACUGUGCUACGGACACCGAACGGACUAGCAUACACGCCAGUGUAACUGAAAACAUAUAAAAUUAAUGGUCGAUUGGAUGUAGAAUUCGAUGUUACCAAUAAACAAUGGCAUUUCAUUAGCAUAAACGACCGCAACAUGUAUGAAUUCCCGCAAUCAACAAGACGAUCAUGUGCACGAACAUGACUGGGGACAUCAAUACAGCACCGAGAGUAAGCGGUGAGCCAUCGGGCAAUAAUCUAGUACUUAUCUCAAAGAAGAGGUGAUGCUCGGUAGGUAAGACCCAAGAAGAGCGAAAGAGACUGAUAAAUCGCAAGCAUCCUGCAUCUAAAUCCGGUCGCCAUCAAAAAUGUUUCUGACUGUCUUGUAAUGCGAGGAAGGAGGCCUUGUGCCUCGCUUCUGUGACUUACAUGACCCGUGACAUAAAUGACACUUUCGUGACAAAUCACCCGGAUGACAGGAAACCCUCCUUUGCUGGUAACUGGAGAAAUACAAUAAUGAUCAGUCACAUUAAGCAUAAAACCAUUUAUUUCUUUCAGAAAUAAAUCUCAUUUAACCUUGCAGGGGUGUCUGUAGGAUUGGUUUGUCUCCUUACUAUGGGUCUAAUCUAUUUCAAGAUUUCCAUAGCCGUACGUCGCCACACCGUUCAAGUUCAUGCCCAGCCAGCUCAAGCAGUGGCAUCGAACGAAGAAAAUCGCUCAAUUUUUGAAAGACUGAAAAAAACAACGGUUGGUACAUUUUACGUCUAUCUGUUGUUUUUCGCCUGCCAUUUACCAAUCGCUAUUGUGAUCCUGACCGGUCGAAAGACGAAUAAGAAGAGACAACAUUUCAAGAUUUACGCUCAGACGCUGUUAUAUUUGAGUACAUCACUCGUUCCCCUGGUUUACUGCUGGAAGUUUAGACACAUCCGAUGCGCUGUCAAGAACAUUCUGCGCAACACAUUCGCAAGUCAGAAUCAGAUUCAGGAAGACUAA
Molecule: messenger RNA, 5961 nt
Organism: Porites lobata
Lineage: Eukaryota; Metazoa; Cnidaria; Anthozoa; Scleractinia; Poritidae
Source: the annotation of a GenBank genome assembly